Molecule: messenger RNA, 2111 nt
Organism: Branchiostoma belcheri (Belcher's lancelet)
Lineage: Eukaryota; Metazoa; Chordata; Leptocardii; Amphioxiformes; Branchiostomatidae
Exons: 6
Coding region: 127-1572 (481 amino acids)
Biological process (GO): peptidyl-proline hydroxylation to 4-hydroxy-L-proline
Cellular component (GO): endoplasmic reticulum
Molecular function (GO): procollagen-proline 4-dioxygenase activity; iron ion binding; L-ascorbic acid binding
Source: RefSeq, a predicted model, not a curated record
CCUUCGCCCGGCCGUACACCGUACCACCUGUUGGAUUCCCGUCCGGUGACUCUGAAGCUACCAGCCGGUAUUUCAGACUAAUCGGGCCUUGCUUGCCCUCCUAUCUUCUAUCCCACGAAGCCGAAAAUGGGGAAGCUUAAGGCGACCAAGAGGAAACCAGAAAUGCCCGAAAAGGGGCGAGAUGAGAGCAACAAACAGAAGAUGGCACAGAAAAUGGCGGAGGAGAGAGCACUAGAAAUAGAGAAAUUUGAGAUCGCCGCCGCGAGUUUCACCAAGCAGGUUAUCGCUGCCUUCGCCAUUGUACUCAUCUUGAUAUUCUUAGGCGCAAUAAUAUUCGCCCUGCUCUCCCGCGGCAACGGAGGUGUCCAUUCACCGACAGCGGAACAGAAGAUUGCCGCACAGAAAUGCGCCGGAAAAACAGGCGUUCCCGAAGCCGACAUGUUGGAAGAGGAGAUAGAAGAGCUGGAGAAAUCUGAGAAGACGACGGAAGGAGAAAAGGAAGAGGGGGAAAUGCCACCAGACGACACUGAGCCAAAAUCUGAGCCAAAAGAAAUGCCAACUGAGAAACCCACAAAGGCCACUCCAAGUCCAAAACUUGAGAAGAAAUCGCCUGAUUCUGAAGACCGCCUCCCAGAAAAGAUCAGAGAGUUCGAGCCGACCAUACUGGAUCGCUUGAAGGUUCGGAACGUCAGUGUGGACGGCAGACAGCUCAGAUACAGGGAGGUCAAACCGACUAAAGACGUGGACACUAAUGUCAGAGUGUACCUGUUUGACAACUUCCUGACGGCGCGUGAGUGUGAGGGACUGAUGGGCGCGCACACACGUCACGUACAGGAGGCAGCCAAGCACGAUCCAAUCAUCUGCUUCGACAGCAUCAAAACGUUAAGGAACCACCUGAAGGAUGCAGGGGUAAAGGUCAAGGUCAGCAGCCGGGACUUCACUGAAGGGACAAAGUGUUUGAAUGGCAGUUUCUCCAGCCAGCUGAAACAACAUUUCCACUGGAGCUACAGCACGUCCUUCUACCCAGGGGAGAGCAAGUUCAGCGCAACGUUUGAACGAAGGGUUGCUGCCGCAACAGGACUGAAAGUGGAAAAUGGAGGAAAAUUCCAGAUAACGUCCUAUGCUCAGGGGAUAGGUUAUAAGAGCCAUACUGACUGUGUGGUGGGGUCCAGAGACCAGAGAGACAGGUUUGCCACCAUACUGGUCUAUCUACAGGAUGUGCCUGAAGGAGGAGAGACCAAGUUCACAGAGCUGGGCAUUGCAGUGAAACCGACCAAAGGAAUGGCGAUAGUGUGGAACAACAUGACACCUGACGGGAACUGUGACCCCACCUCCCUCCAUGAUGCCUCCAAGGUCAAGAAAGGUCACAAGUUCAUCAUCCAAAGAUGGUAUUACUACAAGAGUUUCUACUCCCUGGGUAAGAGAUCGCCAGAACCCACGCUACCGGCACGCGAGACAGGUCAACCUCGAGUCAGCUGUGACGAGUACGAACACGGCAGUUGUCGCUGGUACGACGAGUGGAACUACGACCACAUUGUGGAGUAUGAGGCACAGAAGUUAAGCCUUGCUUGAUCACAGUUGUAAUUGGUCAUAUAUUGUUUAUUUAACCAGAGAACAUAUCGCCCUAUAGGGCGGUUUUCAAUGCACCCUGGGGAAAUGUUUAUUGUUUAUUUGUUGCUACUGUAGCCUAAGUUGAUGGAACUCUUACAUGUAUUUUGACGAAUUUAUAUCCUAGGGUUCAUUGUAGGUAACAAUGACAUGGGAACAAUGAAACAACGUACAAGAGAAUUACAAAAGUGGCUACAUUCUACGAGGUAAAUUAUGUCUGUGGGGAUUUGACUUCCUUCUUCUAUGUCGUGAAAGACAUAAUAUGUGGUUUUUGAGUAGUUAAAAGAAGUUUUUCUUUGUCUGUAAGCUUAGGAAAAUCAGAAUAUAUCUAAAUGUCAAAAGAAUAAUUUAAUCUGGAAAAUGUGAAGAAUAAAAUCAGAUUAUUUCUAUUUGUUGCAACUGUAGCUUUAAGUGUCAUUCAGGGUAAAGACAAAAUGUGAAGAUGAAAACUUUAAUUGAAAUGUCUGGUUAAAACUUGUCACGUUGUUGUAAUCUUGGUUAAA